AUGAUCAUUCCGGUCAGGUGUUUCACCUGCGGAAAGGUUAUCGGACAUUUAUGGGAGAAGUGGCUCGAAAUGCUCAAGGAAAAUGUUCCAGAAGGGCAAGCAUUGGACGACCUUGGAUUGACUCGUUACUGCUGCCGGCGCAUGAUUCUUACCCAUGUGGACCUCAUCGAGAAGCUGCUAGUCUACAACAUUUACGACAAACGUAAUCCAGAAAUUUUAUAA
This is a messenger RNA of Theileria equi strain WA, 222 nucleotides long. Its product is annotated as DNA-directed RNA polymerase II, subunit N/8 kDa, putative. Bases 1 to 222 code for a protein of 73 amino acids. Lineage: Eukaryota; Apicomplexa; Aconoidasida; Piroplasmida; Theileriidae. The transcript has 3 exons. The record is from RefSeq and is a predicted model, not a curated record. Gene Ontology annotation, molecular function: DNA-directed RNA polymerase activity; DNA binding; zinc ion binding. Gene Ontology annotation, cellular component: RNA polymerase I complex; RNA polymerase III complex; RNA polymerase II, core complex. Gene Ontology annotation, biological process: tRNA transcription by RNA polymerase III; transcription by RNA polymerase I; transcription by RNA polymerase II.